GAUCUGGUUGUGAGUCAGUCGAGCCUGGACAUCGAACGGGAUCACAACGAAAUAAUUAAAGCGCGUUUCGAGAAACAUAAUUCAAAAGUUGCUAUCAGCAGCGGUGCAAUACAUAAAAUAUAUAUAAAAUCGAACUAAAUAUGGCCAAAUGGCUCAUGGGCCUUUGGCUGGCGAUCCUGCUAGUGGAUCGACCCGGGGUUAUAGCUUAUCGAUCAGGCGGCUUAUCAGCAGCCGGGCACGGAAGCUCGAGUUACGGCGGCGACCAACAGCAACCUAUUUAUCAGCGGGACUCACCGUGUCCGCCGCAAUUCACGGGUCUGGUUGCGUAUCCCCACGACUGUCAUCGCUAUGUGAACUGCUACGCUGGUAGCCCCACCAUUCAGACAUGCUCGCCGGGAACCCUGUUCAACCCGAGGUCCCUGGUGUGCGAUCAUCCCAGCAAUGUGGAUUGCUCCUCGGCGGAAUCGCAAUCUACUCGCCUGGGACGUUUGCAGCAGUUCGAUAGUAAACCCAAGUGUCCAGCGGGAUUAAAUGGAUUGCAUCCGCAUCCGACGGAUUGCACCAAGUUCCUUAACUGCGCCAAUGGCCAGGCCUUCGUCAUGGACUGCUCACCGGGAACGGCUUUCAGUGCAGCAUCGCUCGUUUGUGUGCACAAGGAGAGCGCCAAUUGUGGAGGUGGAGAGGGAACCUCGGACCACGGUACGUCCGGGUUAGGCUAUCCUGUGGCUCCUUUGGCACCUUCGGAGGACUUGGGUUGUCCAUCCGGCUUUCGGGGCAUUCGACCACAUCCCCACGACGUGCACAAGUAUUUGCGUUGCGGCAUUGGCGUCAAGCCUCAGGUGGAACAGUGUCCGCAGGGAACGAUCUUCGAUGGCUCCACUUUGGUAUGUGUGUUUUCUGACUCCUCUCGGACCUCCUCUUCCUCCUUCACCUCCGCUGAGAUUCAGGUCAACUACCUCCUGUGUCCAGUGGGAGCAGUUGGCCUGUUUGUUCACCCCUUCGAUCAGACCAAGUUCCUUAGCUGCAAGGAUGGUAAGGCGGCUGUGCAAAGCUGCCAGCCCAAUUAUGUGUUCAGCAUUUCGAGGGGUUACUGUCAGCUGAAAACGCAAUUAGCCUUCAGCGACUAUGUGACAUUGAUUAUCUCCCAAGUGACCUAUGAGUAUUCAUUGAUAUUAAAUGCCUGUCCUGGCAAUAUCAACGGCAUCUACCUGUAUCCGUACGAUGCUGAAAAGUAUGUUCAGUGCUCGGCUGGUGGCAGGAUGUCCAUCCUAAGCUGUGGCCCCCAGAUGGCCUUCAGUGUCUCCCGAAGGUCUUGUCUUUCGCGUAGCCAAGUGCACAUCACUGACCGGGUGAAGUUCUGGGAGGAGAUCCAAGUGCAGACCACGUACACUUCCCAAAGCAGACAGCAGGGAUCUUCAAUCAGAUCGUGUCCAUCCAAUGUCCAAAAGAACUACCCCUAUCCCUUCCAUGCUGGCCACUAUGUAAAGUGCCAGAAUGGAGUUUUAGAGAUUGUCUGUUGUCCCACCGGACAGCUAUAUAGCCUCUCCCAGCGAGAGUGCGUGGCCCAUUACCUUCUCUCUACCCAUGACUUCUUGGAUUACUCCUAUAUCAGUUCCGAAUUUUCAACUGAAUUUAUGAUUGAUCGAUCGACGCUCACUUGUCCUCCACAAGUCCAGGGAUACUAUCUGCAUCCCUUCGAUUGCACCAAGUACGUCAGGUGCUGGAAUCAGCAGACCUUUAUUGAGAACUGCACACCCGGAGAAAUCUUCAGUUUCUCCAAUCAGAAAUGCGUUCCGAAGGACCAAUGUAAGGGCCUCACCGAUCAUGUGGAAUAUUUGAUUGAAACCACAACUGUUACGACUUACGAGGCGAAUGGACCGGAACCCGAAAAGAGCUUGGAUGGAAGCGGUGACAUCAGAUGCCCACCUGGAUCCUCUGGUCUGCAUGCCCAUCCAUUCGAUUGCACCAAGUUCUUGGAAUGUGCAAAUGGACAAACUUACAUUAAGAACUGUGGACCGGGAACUGCUUUCAGCACUGCCAUCAAGAGUUGCGAUUUUGCCAACAAGGUGGACUGCACCGGAAGAGGCUCUUUGAAUCAAGUUACGCAAACUAACCAAGGACCAAGCUACCCAACAAAACCCGUUGAGAUACUUCCACCAUCACAUUCAACCAACCCCUCGUACCCACCUGCUGAACACCUGACAGACCUUUUGUGUCCAUCUGGAGUGCAGGGUCAGUUUGUUCACCCCUUCGACCAAACAAAGUUCAUCCUUUGUCAAGCUGGUAGACUGGCGGUUCAAAGCUGUCAGCCUGGUUAUGUAUUCAGCAUAUCCAAGGGAAGCUGUCAGCUCAAGAUCCAGUUGGUCUACACCGACUAUGUGACCUAUAUAGUCUCUGUGAUCAGCAUAGAGCAGACUACGAUCCUCUCCGCUUGUCCUGGUGGCACCGAUGGUCUUCAUCUUUAUCCCUACGAUGCUGCAAAAUAUGUGCGUUGUUCUAAUGGCAAGAUGUCCAUUCUAACCUGUGGAACGGAAAUGGCCUUUAGUUUGGCCCAGCGAGCUUGCCGCCCAAGUCGACUGGUGGCGAGGGAAGAUCGUGUAAGGUUCUAUGAGGAGUUGCAGGUCCAGACAACGACAACGACGACCUAUACCAGUAAGGACCUUCAGGAACAUCAGUCUCCGCUUAGAGCUUGUCCACCCAGUUUGCAGGGGAACUACGCAUAUCCCUUCCACGCUGGCAAUUUUGUAAACUGCCAAAAUGGCCGCUUACAAAUUGAGAGUUGUCCCCAAUCAGCUUUAUACAGUCUACCUCAACGCCAGUGUGUAGCUCGUCGGCUUCUCUCCACACAUGACUAUGUGGAUUAUAGCCUAACCGCACCCCAAUUAACGACUGACCUCAUUCAGGACUUCUCAAUAUUGUCUUGUCCUCCGCAAGCUAACGGCCAUUUCUUACAUCCUUUCGAUUGCACCAAGUAUCUGAUUUGCUGGAAUAAACAAACCAAUGUAGGAAGCUGCAAGCAAGGCGAAGUAUUCAGCAUAUCUCAGCAAAAGUGUGUUGUCCGGGAUAAGAUAACUGAACCUUACGAUCGAGUGGAGUAUUUCGAGGAUACACAGCAUGAGUUGAGCCAGGAAGCGGAUGAGGAAGAGGAGCAGCCGGAGCAGGGCAAAGAACUCUCUCCUGGAGGAGGUUAUCAGUAUGAAACACCUUAUAAUUCGAAUACAGGCUUACUGCCAACUUCUCAGAGUAAUGAAGAUUACCAAUCUCCAUAUCCAACAAUUGGAGGUUACCAACCACCAUAUCCCCCGAAUGGAGGCUACUACCAGCCACCCUCUAAAUCAACCGGAGGUUACCAACCACCUUCUCAAUCAACCAAAGGUUACCAGCCAUCUUCUCCAACAACUGGAGGUUACCAGCCACCUUCUCAAUCAACCGGAGCUUCUCAGGCAUCUUCAUUUUCUCAGUCAUCUUCUCAAUCAACUGGAGGUUACCAGCCACCUUUUCAAUCAACCGGUUCUCAGUCAUCUUCAUCUUCUCAUUCAUCAUCUCAGUCAUCUUCUCAAUCAACUGGAGGUUACCAGCCAUCUUCUCAAUCAACCGGAGGUUAUCAGACAUCUUCUCAAACAACUAUCGGUUACCAGCACCCUUCUCAAUCACCUGGAGGUUACCAGCCACCUUUUCAAUCAACCGGAGGUUCUCAGUCAUCUUCAUCUUCUCAUUCAUCAUCUCAGUCAUCUUCUCAAUCAACUGGAGGUUAUUACCCACCUUCUCAAUCAACCGGAGAGUACCAGCCACCUUCUCAAUCAACUGGAGGUUACCACCCACCUUCUCAAUCAACCGGAGGUUACCAGCCACCUUUUCAAUCAACCGGAGGUUCUCAGUCAUCUUCAUCUUCUCAUUCAUCAUCUCAGUCAUCUUCUCAAUCAACUGGAGGUUACUACCCACCUUCUCAAUCAACUGGAGGUUAUUACCCACCUUCCCAAACGAGUGGUGUAGCUCACUAUCCCGGAGGAGUAGAGCCUUCUGCCCCACCACCAUCUCCUCUGAUGUGCCCAGAAAAGGCUAGUGGCCUCUUUCCGAAUCCCUUCGACGCUACCGGCUAUCUGACCUGCAUCGAUGGACAAACCCUAGCCAGGCAAUGCCCACCCCUAGAUUUGUUCAGUGUUUCUCAAGGAUACUGCUUGCCAGAGGAGCAUGUGGCCAAAACGGAUCGUAUUCCGUUUGAGAGAAAGCAAACCGAUCAGGAUAAUCCUUUGGCCUGUCCCAGAGGUUCCUUCGGCUUCUUCGUGUAUCCCUUCGAUUGUUCUAAGUACCUGAGCUGCGGUCCUAAUGGCAUGGAACUGUUGAAUUGUCCGGUUGAUCAGCACUACAGUGUUUCCCAUGGCAUUUGCAAGCCCCUUGAUCAGGUUCUACGAGAGGACCGUUUGUACACGCUCAGAGAGCUGUACAUAAUUUACGAGUGGACCCAGCGGAUGAAAAUCGUGGGCGCAGUGACCGCAUGUCCCGAGGGAAUAACCGGAACCUUGCCGCAUCCACGUCUGCCCAGCAAAUACCUUCGAUGUGGACCAGGCCAGGCCGAAAUGUUCGACUGUCCGAGCCAGCAGAUUUUCAGCGUCUCCCGAAGAGUGUGUGUGCUGGAUGAGAAGCUCGCCAGCGACGAUCGCACCGAUUAUUUAGUUCCAACUUCCGGUUGGAUUAUUCCGUCUAAUGACAAUCGUCAAUCGAAAUCUUUCGAGACCUCUGGCACGGAUCAGUUCGGCAACCGAUAUACCACGAAGACUACGACCACUACGCGGGUUAUUGGAGACCGUUGGACGGAUAUGAAUAUGCAGCGACCUUCGGGAGUUGGACUGGAACAAAACCACCAUCAUCAACAUCAUCAUCAUCAGCACGCUUACAACCCGAGUUGGUCUGGCCAGGAGACGUCCUACGUACAGCGUGGACCUUCCCAGAACACUCUCUUUGUGGAGGGAUCGCUGCAGCCGAACCAUGCCAGGGUGACAUCCCGGACCGAGCAGACCCUAUCUCCCAGUACCACUUACGCCUCGACAGACUUUCAAAGGAGCACCCGCAAGGCAGAGUUUCACCCGAACACCCCAACCCCAACUACUACAACCACAAUGAAAAAUAAUUGGCUUGCGUCCGGUCACAAUCGUGAAUAUCACCGACGUCAUCCAAAUCUACCCGAUCCGUUCACCGGUCACCAUCCCAAUCCCUCCCACCACCAUCGCCACCCCCAUGAGCACAGUGCCGACUUCCAUCGUCGUCAUCCGGAACUACCAAGUCCAUUUCCCCAAGAAAAAGAGACUGAUCAACAGGAGGUGCCAGAUGAGGACUGGGAGCUAAUGGCUAAUCCCAAUGCUGAGGAAGUGACUCCGAAACUGGCAGCCCGUUCGAGUUUCCACAACCAAUGCGAAUUCGAUUGCGGUAAUGGCAAAUGUCUGAAGAAGGAGCAGGUCUGCAAUGGUCAGAAAAACUGCGAUAAUGGAAAGGAUGAGACCAACUGCCCGCCUUUGGAUUACGAGGUGCGUUUAACUGGAGGAGAAAGCCCCCAUAUGGGUCGUAUUGAAGUCAAGGCUAAUGGUCAAUGGGGCUACGUGUGCGAUGACAAGUUUGGUCUUAAAGACGCCGAUGUCGUGUGCCGGGAACUUGGCUUCCAGUUGGGAGCCCAGGAAGUUCGUGGCAGCUCCUUUUAUGCUCCCCCCAACCAGGACUUUAACUAUCUGAUGGAUGAGGUCGAGUGUCAUGGCAAUGAAACCAAGCUGAGGGAUUGCGCCUUCAAGGGUUGGGGUGUCCACAACUGCGGGGUUGACGAAGUAGCCGGUGUGACCUGCAAGGUUCCGGUGAUGAAGUGUCCCAAUGACUACUGGCUAUGUCAGACCUCCAAGGAAUGCAUCCCGCCCGCAUUUGUGUGCGAUAAUACUGAAGACUGUGCGGAUAAGUCGGACGAAAGCGCAGCCGUCUGUCAUGCACCCGCUCAGUACCGUUUGGAUGGAGGACGCAGUGCCAACGAAGGACGACUGGAAGUUAAAUACCGUGGCGUUUGGGGCAGUGUUUGCGAUGAUGACUUUAACCUGAAGGCGGCCCAAGUUGCCUGCAACUCCAUGGGUUUCUUUGGACCAGCGAAAAUUGAGAAAAACAUUUAUGGCAUUGGCAACGGACCCAUUUGGCUCGAUCAGGUGAUGUGCUUUGGCAACGAGACCAGCAUCGAUCUGUGUAACCACUUCAACUGGGGCGAGAACAACUGCAAUCACACCGAAGAUGUGGCGCUGCAUUGCACUGCAGGACCACCACCUCGUAGUCAAAAGUAUGCCCAGAGUCAACUUAAAGGAGGUAGGAUGCUGGGAGAGGAAACUCCGGCCAGUUCCUAUUCUCAAAUUGGCCUGUGGGAGCGAUCUAGCAAAGCGCUGCAUACUCCCCGUCGCUGUGGCAUCUUCAAGGACGACCUGACCGAUGAGUACGCCCAUCGGGAGGAGCGCGUGGUCAGGGGAAAUGUGGCGCAGCGGGGUCGUCAUCCCUGGCAGGCCACCUUGAGGACCCGUGGACGUGGCGGUAUCUCCAGCCAUUGGUGUGGAGCGGUCGUGAUUUCCAAGCGCCAUCUCCUCACCGCCGCCCACUGUCUGUAUGGCACAUCGAAGGCAGCGUACUUUGUGCGCGUCGGCGAUCACUAUGCAAAUAUAGCCGAGUCCUCCGAGGUGGAUACGUACAUUGAAAACUGGUACAUACACGGGGACUUCCGCAAAGGAACUCAUAUGAACAACGAUAUUGCACUGGUGGUGCUGAAGACUCCUCUGCGGUUUAGUGAUUACGUUCAACCCAUUUGCCUGCCGGAUAAGAACACUGAACUCGUUCAGGACCGCAAGUGCACCAUUUCCGGCUGGGGUUCUAUUAAGUCUGGAGUGUCUACUCCUGCUCAAGUUUUGGGUUCCGCUGAGCUUCCCAUUCUAGCUGAUCAUGUCUGCAAGCAGCCUAAUGUAUACGGAUCGGCCAUGUCGGAAGGCAUGUUCUGUGCCGGCUCCAUGGAUGAGAGUGUGGACGCUUGCGAAGGUGACUCAGGCGGUCCGCUUGUGUGCUCCGAUGACGAUGGCGAGACUUUGUACGGCCUUAUUUCGUGGGGUCAGCACUGCGGCUUCAAGAACAGGCCGGGUGUCUAUGUCCGUGUCAAUCACUAUAUCGAUUGGAUCUACGAAAAAAUUAAUGAGAGCUUGAAGCGUUUUUAAGGGAACCUAAGCCCCAACAUUUUAAUCC
This is a messenger RNA of Drosophila takahashii, 7245 nucleotides long. The record is from RefSeq and is a predicted model, not a curated record. NCBI's taxonomy places the organism in Eukaryota, Metazoa, Arthropoda, Insecta, Diptera, Drosophilidae.